Molecule: messenger RNA, 3045 nt
Organism: Mytilus californianus (California mussel)
Lineage: Eukaryota; Metazoa; Mollusca; Bivalvia; Mytilida; Mytilidae
Product: probable ATP-dependent RNA helicase DDX23
Exons: 16
Coding region: 116-2494 (792 amino acids)
Biological process (GO): mRNA splicing, via spliceosome
Cellular component (GO): catalytic step 2 spliceosome
Molecular function (GO): RNA binding; RNA helicase activity; ATP binding
Source: RefSeq, a predicted model, not a curated record
UGAUAUAACAAUAGGUACCAGAUUGAAAUAUGUCUGCGCCCAUGAACUGACCGACUAUCGUUUUAAAAACGUCAAUAAAAGUUUGAUUUACAGACAGAUAUUUCAGUGUUAGAACAUGGAAGUUGAGCAUAGAAAGAACACAGAAGUCGAGCAUAGAAAAGAUGACAGGAAAAGACAACAUUCACCAGAGUAUGAUGUGAAAAAAGAAGAAAAGAAAAGAGCUAGAUCAAGGUCUCCAGAACGAAAACACAAGAAAAGAGAUAGAGAAAGACACAGAUCUAGAAGUAGAGAACGUCCAAAGAGAAGUGGAAGUAAAGAUAGGGAUAGAAAGAGAAGUCGUAGCAGAGAUAGACACAAGAAAAAGUCAUCAAGAAAAGACAAGUCAACUGAAGAAGAAGAAAAAGUGCAGAAGAAAGUUCCUUUGUCACUAGAGGAAUUACUGGCAAAAAAGAAAGCUGAGGAAGAAGCUCUCAGUAAACCCAAGUUUUUAUCAAAAGAAGAAAGAGCAGCUGAAGCUCUAAAGAAAAGACAGGAACAGGUUGAAGAGCAAAGAAAAAAAACGGACGAAGAAAAGAAGAAACAACUGGAAUUCCUAAGUGCUGGCAGAGAAUGGGGAGUUGAUGACAGGAGAGACAGGGGAUACCAAAGUUACCGUGAUAGAGAUCGUGAAAGAGACAGAGAAAGAGAAAGAAGAGAACGGGAGAGAGAAAGAAAUAAAGAUGCAGACGAUAAAGAUAAAGUCAUGGAAGAAAAAGAAAAGGAUAAAGUUGUUGAAGCCAUUAAGGAUAGAUACUUAGGGAUGGCGAAAAAGAAGAGAAGAAUUCGUCGAUUGAAUGACAGAAAGUUUGUAUUUGAUUGGGAUGCUGGUGAUGAUACAUCAACAGAUUACAAUCCAUUAUAUAAAGAGAAACAUCAAGUUCAGUUCUUUGGUAGAGGCUAUGUAGCUGGUAUUGAUUUAAAAAGUCAGAAAAAAGAACAGUCCAUGUUUUAUGGAGAUUUAUUAGAAAAAAGAAGAUCAGAAACUGAAAAAGAGCAGGAAAAGAAGAGGUUGAAGAAUGUAGCAAAGAGGGAUGCCAAACAGAAAUGGGAUGAUCGUCACUGGAAAGACAAGCCCCUUAGUGAAAUGGCUGAGAGAGACUGGCGUAUUUUCAAGGAAGAUUUCAAUAUCAUGUGUAAGGGAGGAAGAAUUCCAAAUCCUUUCCGUAAUUGGAAUGAAUCUGAUUUACCAAGUGAUCUCAAAGAGAUCAUUGAUAGAGUGGGUUACAAGGAACCUACACCUAUUCAAAGACAGGCCAUACCUAUUGGUUUACAGAACAGAGAUAUUAUAGGUGUAGCCCAGACUGGUAGUGGAAAAACAGCUGCUUUCUUGCUACCACUGCUCAAAUGGAUUCAGGGAUUACCAAAAAUUGAAAGAAUGGAAGAUGCAGAUCAGGGACCAUAUGCUAUAAUUUUAUCACCCACUCGUGAACUGGCACAGCAGAUUGAGGAAGAAACUGUCAAAUUUGCUCUAAGUCUGAAUAUAAGGACUGUAGCAGUUAUUGGUGGUCUAUCUAGAGAAGAACAGGGAUUUAAAUUAAGACAAGGAUGUGAGAUUGUUAUUGCAACACCAGGACGUUUGAUUGAUGUUUUAGAGAACAGAUAUUUAGUACUGGCUCAAUGUACCUAUGUUGUUAUGGAUGAAGCAGAUAAAAUGUUAAAUAUGGGUUUUGAACCUGAUGUACAAAAGAUACUGUCAUAUCUCCCAGCCUCUAACCUUAAACCAGACAAUGAAGAUGCUGAAGACAGUGAAGUAUUGAUGAAAAAUUACAGUACAAAGAAAAAGUACAGACAGACUGUGAUGUUUACAGCCACUAUGCCCCCAGCAGUAGAGAGAUUAGCAAAGAAUUACCUUAGAAGACCUGCAGUUGUAUACAUAGGAUCUGCUGGUAAACCAGCAGAGAAAACAGAACAAAUUGUGUACAUGGUUUCAGAUAAUGAGAAGAGGAAGAAAUUGGUUGGAAUCCUACAGAGUCGUUUGGAACCACCAAUUAUUAUCUUUGUCAAUCAGAAGAAAGGAGUUGAUGUGUUGGCUAAAUCGCUGGAAAAGAUGGGUUUCAAUGCUACAACAUUGCAUGGUGGUAAAGGACAGGAACAGAGAGAAUUUGCUUUAGCUAGUCUCAAGAAUGGGUCAAAGGAUAUCCUAGUAGCUACUGAUGUGGCUGGUCGUGGUAUUGAUAUCAAAGAUGUAUCUCUUGUCAUUAAUUAUGACAUGGCAAAAUCUAUUGAAGAUUACACACAUCGUAUCGGAAGAACUGGUCGUGCUGGCAAGACUGGUGUGGCUAUUUCAUUCUUAACCAAGGACGACAGUUAUGUUUUCUAUGACUUGAAGCAAUGUUUGAUAAACAGCCCUGUAUCACACUGUCCACCAGAGCUGGCAAGCCAUCCUGAUGCUCAGCACAAACCGGGAUUAGUUGUUCAAAAGAAGAGAAAAGAUGAAACCAUUUUCUUAAGCUAACUUACAUGCAUUUCUUUAAUAAUAUUGGUCAGACUUUAAUAACAUGUUUAAAGAUAUCCAAGAUUGUUAUGACCAAGAGUUAUGUAUAUUUGAAUUUGGUCUGUAUUUCAGAUGGGUUCAUGAAAUAUGUAUCCUGUGACUUUAUAUUUUACAUUAUGGGAUUAUGAUGUAAUGAUAAGCAUGGAUGCAGUUUGAAGAUCUACUUUAUAUAUAUGACAAAUUACACUGCUACAGAUAGGUCUCUGUGUAUAAUAUUUUUAGAUACUGCAACUUCUUUAAAAUAUAGUACUGAAGAACUUUUUUUAAAGUAUAAAACUUCAAAAUACACUGAUAACAACUUCUGUCAGCUGAAUUUUGUUUUAUUUUUAGUUUUUACCUACACAGUACAAGUAUUACUACACUCAGACAUAAGCUAAGGUUGGACUAAUUUGAAUUAUGUUAAAUAUAUUAGUACUCUUUCAUGAACUAUGAAAUGUUUUGUCAUGUUAAUGGAUACCCAAGUUUUCAUGAAGUAUAUGUUGUAGAUGUUAUAAAUAAAUCAUGGAAAUAUA